Messenger RNA from Suillus clintonianus, 2529 nucleotides. RefSeq lists its product as uncharacterized. The coding region runs from base 1 to 2529 and encodes 842 amino acids. The transcript has 7 exons. The record is from RefSeq and is a predicted model, not a curated record. NCBI's taxonomy places the organism in Eukaryota, Fungi, Basidiomycota, Agaricomycetes, Boletales, Suillaceae.
AUGUCCUAUCACUGUGAUUUCUGCCUCAAGGGCAAUUUCCGAUCCACACGAGCAGUCAGCGCUCACAUAACAAACGCUCCUGAAUGCAGGCACCAGAUGGAAAUGUUUCCUGAGCAAGAGGCCCUAGGGCUGGACCCAUGGGCACCCUUCGCGGACGAAGAAGAAUGGGCCCUUGUCAAGUGGUUGAUAUCACGGGUGGGACAGACAGCGAUAGACGAGUUCCUCAAACUACCAAUUGCACGACACAUGCGCACUUCUUUCACCAGCAAAUACACAUUGAUGAAGUCUGUGGAUAAGCUUCCACACGGCACUGAGUGGAAAUUGAAGAGAAUCAAUGUUGAGGGGAACUUACUCACAAAUGGCCAGUGUGAGCGCGAGGAACUCGAGUUGUGGUUGCGCAAUCCUGUCGACUGCAUACAGGAGCUCAUGGCGAAUGCGGAGUUCAAUGGUGUGGUGUCAUACACACCAGAGAGGGUGUUUGCAGAUGUGGAGGGCAAGGUACGACAGUUUGAUGAAAUGUGGACGGGAGACUGGUGGUGGGAGAUGCAGGGAAGAUUGCCUGAAGGGGCUAUGGUUGCUCCAACCUCACUGUCUCAAUUCCGAGGUGAUCAAGAAGUCUGGCCGGACAUCCGUCGUCCGCCAUCCAAACACGCCUCGAUACUCAUUGCCUACCUACCUAUAUCGAAGCUGGAGUGUUUCUCGCGCGACACUCGUUCUCUAGAACGCUAUCGUCUUUUUCACUACUGUAUGACCCAACUUCUCGAGCCGCUGGUCAGUGCAGGCAAGGAUGGUGUUGACGUGGUUUGCCCUGAUAGCCGUGUCAGGCGGAUGCACCCGAUUCUUGCAGCGUACGUCGCAGAUUUCCCUGAACAAUGUCUUGUAUCGUGCUGUAUGGAGAAUAGAUGCCCCAAAUGUGUCGUCGGACGCAACGACCGUGGCGACAUCAGACGAUCAGCUCCCCGCGAACGAGACUCGAUUAUGGAGUAUCUACGCCAGCACUCGCGGGGUGAAUUGAGCGUUGAACGCUUCGAGGGAGAGUUAGGGCUGCGAGCCAUAUACCAACCUUUCUGGGCCACGCUGCCCCACAACGACAUAUUCCUGGGUAUGACUCCCGACAUCCUGCACCAGUUGCACAAGGGGGUCUUCAAGGAUCAUCUUGUUAGUUGGUGUACAGACAUCAUUGGCGAGGAGGCACUCGACGCCCGUGUCAAGUCGAUGACUUCAUACGCUGGCCUUCGUCACUUCCACAAGGGUAUUUCGAAGCGGAAGCAGUGGACCGGCACUGAUUAUAGAGAACUCCAGCGUGUAUUCCUCGGCGUUAUUGCAGGAGCAGUCGAGAACAGGGUGAUAUUAGCAGUACGUGCUGUGUUGGAUUUCAUCUACUAUGCUCAAUACCAAUCGCACACGGAAAAAUCGCUGGCUCGCAUGCAAACUGCACUCGCCUCAUUCCAUGCCAACAAGAACAUCUUUAUCGAACUUGAAGUCCGCGAGCACUUCAACAUCCCCAAAAUUCAUUCCAUGGUCCACUAUAUCGACUCUAUUCGUUUAUUUGGGAGCGUGGACGGAUUUAAUACCGAGCUUCCAGAACACCUUCACAUCGAUCUCGCCAAACGUGCUUACCGUGCAAGCAACCGCCGCGACUACGUCAUUCAGAUGACGAUGUGGCUACGUCGGCAAGAGUCACUUUGUAUUAAGGACACAUACCUACAUUGGUGGGCUUCUCAACGUCUUAUCGACAAACCGUCGGACUCUGCAGCUGCGCUAGAUCUUUCGGAUACAGAUUCCGACUCAGACGAUGAUAUUCCCGACCACUCGCGCCAGCUUCACAUCAUGCCUCGCCAGAUCCACCGCUUCACAAUGUUGUCUGCCACACGUGGCUACUUCGUCCCCAAGAUCUGCUCAUUCCACAACAUACCAAUUCAACGCCUCAUCGAAAACCACGGCGCCUCUCAGUUCGUUCCUGCGCUUCAAGCGUUCGUCAACGAGCGCUUUCCAGGUCAGCUGCAUAGGCAGCUAAAUGCACAGGACCGUGUCGACGUCUUCAAAUAUUUGUCAGUGCUCUCGCCAGCUCGACCCCACAUUACGAACUCCAAGUGUUUUUUCAAGAUACGCGCAUCACCAGUGGUGGCUUCGAGGGAUCCGCGUAAACCGCCAGCACCUGCUCGGUUUGACACCGCGCUUUUCAUCGAAAACCGAGAACUGUACACGGCGAAGGGCAUAUCAGGGCUACGAGUUGGUGAGGUGAAGGUUGUUUUUAAUCUGCCGUCACGUCUUGGCGAAUUUUCGCAUCCACUUCUGUAUGUUCACUGGUUCAGACCUCUACAGACCUUCGACAAUAAUUUGCAGACCUUCCGACUGGCUCGGUCAUCACGACAGCACGGACCUCAUGCAGCCAUAGUGCCUGCCACAGAAGUCAUUCGUGCGUGUCACGUUAUUCCACGUUUUAGUCGACAGCACGUUGUUGAUGAGGAGCAGUUCUAUCUUAACAAGUAUAUUGACUUAGAUUUAUUCGAGCGCUUGGUGUUGUAG